AAAAUAAAAAUAAAAAAAAAUUAAAUAAAUAAAAAUCAUAUUUCUCAGUCUGUCUUUGCAGCUUGGUCUGGAAGAAGAAUGCAAUUAGGGUUUAAGUCUUUCCUCAAUCUCAGCAGGUUAAGUUUCUCCCACGAAUUCCACAACCGGAACAAGAGCAUUGGAUUCUCUUAUUAGAUUGAGAGUACCUCAAGCUUUUGUGCCUAAACGCACCGUCUCGACUGCUUCCCCCACAAGAAAGAAAUCCCCCAAAGCCAAAGUACCAAUGAGUUCCACAAACCCAACUCCUCAGAACCCUAUUUUCAAGGAAGACGAUGUCGAAAGCAAUGAGCUUGAGAUUGAGAGUUUUAAGGAUGACCCUGCACGAAUCGAGGCAAUGACGGUUCACCAACUCCGAACUACGUUGAGGAAUGUCGGUAUCCCUGCCAAAGGUCGUAAAUGCGAGCUUGUGUCUGCCUUGAAGUGCUUUUUGGAAAAGAAGAUAGAUGGUGAAGGUUCUGUGGUAAGACAAGGACAAGUGUCCUCCAUUUCUAUUGAAAAUGCAUCGGGUCAAACCAAGGCUGAAACUUCAUCUGAUGGAGACCAUGCUCAAAAUGUCGACACUGUUUUGGAGGGUUAUGAACUGCAACGGAAUAAGAGAAGGUUAAAGCAUUCGUCAGUUAAGAGUAAAACUCUUGUAGGCGAUAACAAAGUUGCCACGAAAAAGGAGAAGCUGUCAAUUGAAUAUGAUGAGGUUUCAGGUGAGAAAAUCUCGAGGACACGGAGGAAAGUAUCUUCAGAAGCUAUUAGCGUUGAUGUCAAAACUGAUGAUAAAGUGGCUGAGCCGUGGACAGUUCUUGCACACAAGAAACCUCAGAAAGAUUGGAUUCCUUAUAAUCCUAGAACAAUGAAGCGUCCACUGCUUCCCAAAGAUACUAAAUUUGUGAAGCUUAUGUCUUGGAAUGUCAAUGGUUUAAGGGCAUUACUUAAGCUGGAGGGAUUCUCUGCUUUGCAGCUCGCUCAAAGGGAAGAUUUUGAUGUACUGUGUUUGCAGGAAACCAAACUGCAGGAGAAAGAUGUUGAAGAUGUGAAAAGGUCUCUGAUAGAUGGCUAUGAGAAUAGCUUCUGGACAUGCAGUGUUUCCAAACUUGGUUAUUCAGGAACUGCAAUUAUAUCUCGGAUAAAGCCACAUUCUGUCACAUAUGGCCUUGGCAUACCCGAUCAUGACAGUGAGGGGCGGAUUGUAACAGUAGAGUUUGACUCGUUUUACCUGAUAAGUGGAUAUGUUCCUAAUUCUGGAGAUGGUUUGCGAAGACUGUCAUACAGGAUCACAGAAUGGGAUCCAACUCUCAGCAAUUACAUGAAAGAGCUGGAAAAGUCAAAACCUGUCAUUUUAACUGGUGAUCUGAACUGUGCUCAUCAAGAGAUAGACAUAUAUAACCCAGCUGGAAAUAGAAGAAGUGCCGGGUUUACAGAUGAAGAAAGGCAAUCCUUUGGGACAAACUUUUUAUCCAAGGGAUUUGUGGAUACCUUCAGAAGGCAACACCCUGGUGUUGUAGGCUAUACAUACUGGGGUUAUCAGCAUGGCGGACGCAAAUUUAAUAGAGGGUGGCGGCUUGACUACUUCCUCGUCUCAGAAUCCAUAGCGGACAAGGUUCACGACUCAUACAUUCUCCCUGACGUUACUGGUAGCGAUCAUUGCCCUGUAGGUCUUGUAUUUAAGCUGUAGGUAGGACGGUGAAAUGAAAUCCAAUUUUGUAUGGGCAUUUGAAAUCGCCUAAAGACCAAAGUAGUACAUUGCAAAAUUUAGAGGUGGAGAUUUUGUAUUGCCUUCCGUCUGUAAACUUCAACUCUAUGUUGUAAUAUAAUGACUGAACCAAUUGAUGAA
Messenger RNA from Pyrus x bretschneideri (Chinese white pear), 1864 nucleotides. RefSeq names its product DNA-(apurinic or apyrimidinic site) endonuclease, chloroplastic. Gene Ontology annotation, molecular function: endonuclease activity; phosphoric diester hydrolase activity; DNA-(apurinic or apyrimidinic site) endonuclease activity. Gene Ontology annotation, cellular component: nucleus. The record is from RefSeq and is a predicted model, not a curated record. The transcript is spliced from 12 exons. The coding region runs from base 263 to 1705 and encodes 480 amino acids. Gene Ontology annotation, biological process: base-excision repair. NCBI's taxonomy places the organism in Eukaryota, Viridiplantae, Streptophyta, Magnoliopsida, Rosales, Rosaceae.